UGAAAUAUCUUAUUUCUUGCAUUCUCAUGGAUAAUUUCUUUUUGACUGAUCUAUGUAUAUUUGCCUUUAAUUAUUAUCUGCAAUGACUUGAGUAGAAUGGAAUGUGUUAAUUUAUGAGUAUCUUCAAAUGUACUUCUCUAUCAAUUUUAAGACAUAAUUUUUCUGGCUGUAAAAAUAUGGUUUACAGUUAUUUUUGGGUAUUUAAAUAUAUUUUUCUAUUUUCUCCUUGCUUUAGAAUUAUUCCAGUAUAUUCUGAUGUUUGGGUCUUUUUAUGUUGUUUGACAUUGUUCUUUAAGAGAGAAUAGUAUUAAUUUUUGUUUUGUAUUCUUGAUGCCUGAUAUAAAAUGGCAAGAAGGGGUCCAGUCAUUGUUCUUGAAAUGGAAACUCAGAUCAGAGCAAUAAGUGGAAAUGGCUGCUUCUCUAGUAAGUACAUCCCAGGGUCUGUUGACAUUCGGAGAUGUGGCUUUGGACUUCUCCCAGGAGGAGUGGGAAUGCCUGGACUCUACUCAGAGGGCUUUGUACAUUGAUGUGAUGUUGGAGAAUUACAGCAAUCUGGUCUGUGUUGGACUUACUGAUGAAGUGGAACAAGGAGCUCUGGAUGGUGAAGAGAAGACAGUAGCAAAGGAUACACAUAUGUCUGGGGAAAUUGAGGCAGGGAUUGGUGAGAGGCUUAAGUGACAGCAGAGACAGGACGUGAAAUUCAUUUUGCCACAGUCUGUUUCACUAAGAAUGAGACUUCCACUGAGAGUAGUCUCCUUGGGAUGACCCUAUUGUAAGUGUGGAAAGACUUCUAUGUAAGAAUUAAUAGUAAGAAGCGAAUGUAAUUUUAUUUGACUAUACAUGAAAUGGAUGGCAUCCAUCCUGAAUUUAUAUCACUGAUCAUAUCUUGAGACCAAUAUUAAGUAGUUUUCAUUGCUAUAAUUGUAAUAGAUUACAAAAUUAGGAAAAUCGAUCCCUCUCGGUUUUUUUUCUCUGUUCUCUGAAUUUUGGAGCUUUUUGUAAUUCCUUCACAUUCUACAUCUUUUAGGGUUAAUUUCUGUGUUUCCUAAAAUAAUGCCAGCAGGAUUUUGAUAAGAAUUGUUUAGUAUGUCUCUAAAAUAUUAAACUCUAUGUUCGUUGUCCUCCCGAUGAUACCUCUUGUCUGUCCUUAGGUCAACAUUCAGUGGGUUUAUUGUAAUUUUAACAGAUUUUCAAAUUCCCUCUGGGUUUGAUCUUUCUCUGACGGUGUUUGAGCUAUUUGU
Messenger RNA from Rattus rattus (black rat), 1241 nucleotides. RefSeq names its product zinc finger protein 54-like. Gene Ontology annotation, biological process: regulation of DNA-templated transcription. Lineage: Eukaryota; Metazoa; Chordata; Mammalia; Rodentia; Muridae. The record is from RefSeq and is a predicted model, not a curated record. The transcript is spliced from 3 exons. The coding region runs from base 409 to 678 and encodes 89 amino acids.